GCUGCCAGGAACCUGAGUGUGAAGGUCACCUUUGCCCUGCUGGGUUUCACAGAUCACCCAGAGCUCCAGCUGCCUCUCUUCCUCGUGUUUCUCUUCAUGUACAUUAUCACUGUGGUAGGAAACUUGGGGAUGAUAGUACUCAUCAAGGUUAACCCCAAAUUCCACACUCCCAUGUACUUUUUCCUUAGCCACCUGUCAUUGGUCGACUUUUGUUACUCUUCCAUCAUCACUCCUAAGUUGUUGGAGAACUUGGUGGUGACAGACAAAGGCAUCUCAUACUUUAGCUGCAUGCUGCAAUAUUUCCUGUCCUGCACUGCUGUGGUGACCGAGUCCUUCCUGCUGGCAGUCAUGGCCUAUGACCGCUUCGUGGCCAUCUGCAACCCUCUGUUGUAUGCAGUGGCCAUGUCACAGCGGCUUUGUACCCUACUAGUUGGAUCCUACCUCUGGGGUAUGUUUGGUCCCUUGGUACUCCUGUGCUAUGCUCUACAGCUCAACUUUUCUGGACACCGUGUGAUCAACCAUUUUUUCUGUGAAUACACUGCUCUUAUUGCUGUCUCAAGCUCAGAUAUACACAUUCCACAUCUGUUGCUUUUCGGCUUCGCCACAUUCAAUGAGGUGAGCACAUUACUCAUCAUCCUCACGUCCUAUGUCUUCAUUUUUGUGACUGUGCUAAAGAUCCGUUCUUCCAGUGGACGCCGCAAAGCCUUCUCGACCUGUGCCUCCCACCUGACCGCCAUCACCAUCUUCCACGGAACCAUACUCUCCCUCUAUUGUGUGCCCAACUCCAAAAACUCUCGGCAAACUGUCAAAGUGGCCUCUGUGUUCUACACAGUUGUCAACCCCAUGCUGAAUCCUCUGAUCUACAGCCUGAGAAAUAAAGAUGUGAAAGAUGCCUUCCAGAAACUCAUAACCACAAAAGUGCCACAUCACUGA
This is a messenger RNA of Ochotona curzoniae (black-lipped pika), 933 nucleotides long. Its product is annotated as olfactory receptor 5D14. The transcript has a single exon. Gene Ontology annotation, biological process: sensory perception of smell; G protein-coupled receptor signaling pathway. Lineage: Eukaryota; Metazoa; Chordata; Mammalia; Lagomorpha; Ochotonidae. Gene Ontology annotation, molecular function: G protein-coupled receptor activity; olfactory receptor activity; odorant binding. Gene Ontology annotation, cellular component: membrane. The record is from RefSeq and is a predicted model, not a curated record. The annotation marks the transcript as partial.